This is a messenger RNA of Closterium sp. NIES-65, 3162 nucleotides long. The record is from the annotation of a GenBank genome assembly. NCBI's taxonomy places the organism in Eukaryota, Viridiplantae, Streptophyta, Zygnematophyceae, Desmidiales, Closteriaceae.
AUGCUAUGCCAUCAUUCCCUGUUCCCUCUCGUAUUUCAAACUUACUUCCUCAACCCCACCUUUUCACUCACCACACCCAUCCGCUUCCACCCACCCAUCCACUCCCCCCCAGCCCUUUCCUUCCCCCGCACCCUUUCAUCCCAAACCCCUCCCCUUUCCCCCGCCGCUCCGUCCAUCCCCCCUUUUCUUCGCCAGUCCGUCACGCCCAAUGGCAUGCCAGGAAUUGACGGCAUGAUCUCCACGAUUGCUCACGAAGUCACCGAGGCUGCUACCAACCCAGACGUCUCGUCCGGAUGGAUGGCCUCGGACGGCGAAGAGAAUGCCGAUAUGUGCGUGUGGCAGUAUGGAGAUGUUUCACAGGACACUGAUGGUGAUGGUAAUACGUAUGACUACAACAUGGUUGGGAACGAUGGGAUGCGGUUCAUGGUUGAAGCCAGCGCUGCUCUGCUGGAGCAGAGCAGCGUGUACGUGUACGAGUACGAGUACGACUACUCGCCUGAGGCUCUAGCAGCCAGCGCAACUCUCCUAGAGCAGAACCCUGACGUGUAUGUCACGUGGAACUACCGCAAGAAGGCUCCCUCCUUCUCCUUCUCCCCUCCCUCUUUGCCUUUCAGUUACUCGCCAGAAGCACUAGCCACCAGCGCUGCUCUCUUAGAACAAAACCCUGACGUGUAUGUGACGUGGAACUACCGCAAGAAGGCGUUUGCCCACCGAUGCGGCGCUCUGGAGGCAGGGGAGGGUGGGAGCAGGGAGGGGAAAGCGGUGCAGAGGGGUUCGGAGGUGAAAGAGGGGGAGAAGGAGGCGCAGGGGAAAGAGGGGCAGGGGGAGGGGGGGAAAGAGGCGCAGGGAGAGGGGGGAUCAGGGGAGGGAGAGGUGGGGACGGAUGGGGCAAUGGGUGAGGCGGAGAGUGCAGGAGGGAGGGGUGACAAGAGGGGAGAGAGUGAAGUUGGGGGGGAGAAUGAUGGGAAGCAGGGAGAGGAGCAGGAGAGGAUAGAAGCAGCCCUACGGACCAACCCCAAGUGCUACGGCGCCUGGCACCACCGCAAGUGGCUCUUCGCCCUCUCCUCCACCGAGCCUCUCCCGAGCCUCGGAGCCAACCUCGGGCCGAGCCUGCAGCAGGUUCGGAUCAAUCUGCGGACGGAGGCUCGGAUCGCCCGGGAGCAGAAGCUGCUGGGGAUGAUGCUGAGUGCCGAUGAUCGGAACUUCCACGCCUGGGACUACUGGAGGUUCAUGUCACAUGUGGCCCGCAUGUCACCAUCCAAGGACUUGGGUUUCACCAUGGAGCGAAUCAACGCCAACUUCAGCAACUACAGCGCGUGGCACAGCCGCAGCAAGCUGCUACCAAUGCUCCACGCGUGCCCACCACCACCAACCACGCCCACUGCACCAGAGGCAAAGGGGUUGCCGCAGGCAGCAUUGGAGGAGGAGUGUGAGUUGGUGCGCCAGGCCUUCUUUACGGAGCCAGAGGAUCAGAGUGGGUGGAUGUACCAGCAUUGGCUGCUGCAGCAGAUCCUGCCGCCCCUGCCGCCCCGCCUCCUCUCCUCCUGGCCUUCGCCUGGAAGCACUGUCUGCUACUCCUCACCUGAAAAUCCACCUGAGAAAUCUUCUGGAGGCGAUUCUGCAGCUGGGGAGGGCGUUUCCGAAUCUUCUCCCAGAGCUCCGAGGCAGGUUCGGAUGUCGGCGGUGCUGGUGUUCUCCGAACCUGUGGUGGGGGUGACAAGAGAGAGUGUGACUCUAAUGGGGGCUGGGAUGGAGGUGGGCGAGUGGAGGGCUGUGGGGGGCGAAGAGGCGUGGCUUUCCGGGCGGCAGUCUGGCUGUGAGAGGGAAACGGGCGGUGAUGUGGGGCCGAAGAGUGCGUCUUGCGAUGUGUCGUGUGACUUGGACCAUGCCGUGCCUGUGUGGUGUGGUCCCUCCAACACCAAGAAGAAUAGCUCAACCCAUUUCUCGUAUCCCGUCUCCUUUCCUCCUGCUUCCAGCUUCGGUUCCUCUCUCGCACUCUCAAACCCAAAACCCCGCUCCCCUUCCCGUCCUGCUCCCCCUUGCUUGCAGCAAGUUAGCUAUCCCCUCCUUCGCCCACCUGUUCUCCACUUCUUGAGUCAACUGAAACAAUCCCCCAUUCCCCCCUCCCUGCUUCCGCCCCUUUCCAACCCUUCAACCAUCGUCUUCCAGCAAGUGGGCUCUCCUCUCUCUCUCCCGCCUCCUCUCCACUCAUUGAGUCAAAUGUCCUCCUACUCUCCCCCCUCCCCCCUCCACCCCUUCCCCCCCCCCCCCUCUCCUCGCUCUUCCAGCAAGUGGGCUCUCCUCUCUCUCGCCCGCCUCCUCUCCACACGCCGCCAGCUCCACCACCUCUUGCCGAACCUACCCGUGCAGGCUCGGCAAGAUGCCGAGGCUUGUGAAGAGGUUCGGUCGUUGCUUCGACGGCUGGUGGGGAUUGACCCAUACCACAAGGAGUAUUACCGAGACCUACUAGAAGCGCUGGAGGGGGAUGAGGUGCGCCGCUCCUCUCGCCCAACUCCCCUCUCUGCAUGCUCUGGUAACAUCCCAACACUUAUCUGCGCAAGCUCCCUCCGCCCAACCCCCCCAGGAUUCGAGGCGCUUCAGAAUCUGCAAGUGCUGGACCUCUCCCACAACCACAUCGCCUUCUCCUCAGCCAUCGCUCCUCUCGCCCACCUGCCCGCCCUCCGCACUCUCUCCCUCGCCCACAACCUCCUGGGAGCCAAACCAGCGCUUCAGAAUCUGCAAGUCCUGGACCUCUCUCACAACAGCAUCGCCUUCUCAUCAGCCAUCGCUCCUCUCGCCCACCUGCCCGCCCUCCGCGCUCUCUCCCUGGCUCACAACCUCCUGGGAGGCAAACCAGUUGACCGCCACCGCUACUGCCACCCCUCCCCACGAUGCAACCGGUUCCCCUCUUGGAACAUGCCAAGUAACAGCACGGGGGACGAAGUUUCCUCGUCUGCCGAAGCAGCAGCAGCAGCAGCAGCAACAGUGGAUCUGGUUCAGCAGCAUCCGAACCUGUGGACGGUGCUGCAAUGCCUGGGCGGGCUGCGCCAGGUGGCAGUGCUUGAUUUGACGGGGAAUCCUGUUUGUCAGUGGGAUGGGUAUCGGCAGCUGGUUCUUUCCCUGCUGCCACAGCUGGUUCUCUUCGAUGGGGGCUCUGUGUGA